Messenger RNA from Rhizoctonia solani, 1473 nucleotides. RefSeq lists its product as uncharacterized. The coding region runs from base 1 to 1473 and encodes 490 amino acids. The record is from RefSeq and is a predicted model, not a curated record. The transcript has 9 exons. Lineage: Eukaryota; Fungi; Basidiomycota; Agaricomycetes; Cantharellales; Ceratobasidiaceae.
AUGUCGACGCAUGCACCGGAGAAUAUACGCCUACCUACACCUACAGCCUCAGAGCAUGAACCCGUCAGUGGAGAAAAUGGGUCAAAUUUAGUUUCACAACAAACAAAUCCCAACACCAAUGCUGGCCCCACUGAAGCGACCACAACAACUCCAACGCCUGGGCGAAUAGCUUUGGACCCAGUGAUUCAACGCAUCAUCACCUCUUCAGAUAUACCAUUGCCGCCUCCCCGUCAGCCCCGUCAGCCAGCACGACCACCCAUAAGCACCCGAAUCAGGCGUGCGCUUGGUCUUGCCACUCCUAAAGCAUCGCUGGCCUGGCGCUUGGGUUUUGGCACCUCCGAGCUCAUUGUCAUAGCAGUCUUGCUCGGGCUUUCUUCCCGACCUGAUAGUGUUCCCCCCGAUGGGCGGCCAUUGGUCGAUGGAGGGUUUGGGAUGAGCCAGUGGCAGGCGUGUGAUCGCCCAUUAGGCGCUUGGAAUAUUGUUUGGGCUGUCAAGGCGUUUUUAGGGUUGGGCAUGGCAUGGUGGGAUACGGAUCAAUUACUUGCUGUGGAACGUGCGAGACUCAGCCGCCCAACAUCUCCCAACGGACCGAUAGCUUCUCGCUCUCUCCCUCAUCAUUGGACUAUGGGCGCUGGUAGAGAGGAAGAUUUAGAUAUGAUCGACGCAACGAUGAGUGGUUCCCCUCGGUCUAUCGAAAUCGUACAAGGAAUGAGGAGGAUCAGAGAAAGGCGAGAACAUGAGGAGCGUUGGUAUUCACGAUGUUCAUCCUUCCAAGUCCUUUAUGGAUUGGUCUGGUUUGUUACCGCCAAUAUACUCCUAUAUGGGUCAAUCGCCUCAUGUCGAUACACUUCUCCUUAUAUUUGGUGGCUUACUUUUGCUCUCCUGUGCCUUGGAUAUUUGGUUGUCGCCGAGAUGCUUUUGGUAGCAUUAGUAGUAUUUGUGAUUGGUUACUAUCAACAUAAUUUUGACCGCAUACCUCUCGUCAUGUACAUCCCUACCGCCACAGCCACGACAGAGCCAACAGAGCCAACAGCGCCCGAGCCCGCGCAUGUAUACCCUCCAGCCACCUCCGUGCCCACUACACCCACCGCUCCCAAACGUCGAUUUUUCUUUCUCAAAAAGAAACCGAAAAAGUCCAACACGGAUCAGAGCAAGAAUCAACCAGACGAUGUGGAAGCCGCCGAGUGGGAAAAGAACGAGUAUCCUUUUGUGAAGCUCGAAGCGAACCGGGCGGCUUGUGCUAUUUGUCUGACGGACUUUGAACCUCCGAGAAGGGUUGGGGAGGACGGAGAAAGUGCGGCUGAACCGUUGCGGUUACUGGCGUGCGGACACGUGUUUCACAAAGAGUGCCUCGAUCCGUGGCUGGUUGAUGUGUCUGGUAGAUGCCCGACGUGCCAACGACCGGUCGAAGAAGGAGAUUUGAACCCCGAGGAAGGAGCCAAGAAGAAAAAACGUCGCUGGGGUCGUGGGUGA